UCCAAAUGGUGGAUUUUCCAGCAUAAAACAAGUAGCUCCUCCCGCAUGAGUUCACUCUGAGCUUCUAAUCCACGAUGAUUUCGUUUCUUAUAGUACUCAUCCCAAUGGUGACUUCAACUGCCCUGGAACCCCUCCCGGAUAUCGAUUCCGCCACUAAUCUUCUCUGGCAAGCAACGACGGCCCUCGUAACCAGCGAUGACUUUGGCGACAAAGCGUACACCGUUUUCAUAAGCUGGGUAUCAACAAACGAUCGCACCAGUGGAAAUGUCGCGGAGCUGACCAAUCGCGUCUUGAAGUCGCUAUCCGGCCAGGUAGCGCUGGAGGUCAUACAUGGACUUUCCGUCAAAACUCGCCGGCCUCGGGGCUUUAAUCUGUUCAUCGUAGAUGGGGAGCAAGCAUUCGACGAAAUCUACGCAACGAUCUGCUCGAAGCUGUACAACUUUGCCGGAUAUUACGUGGUGAUCGUGCUUGGUAAUGACUACGCUGAUGAACAGCUGAUCGCAUACCGGAUCCUACAGCAGAUGUGGCGUUUCUACGUGGUGAACAUCAACAUACUGUUUGCUAGAGGUCUGGUGGACCCGGAAGCUCACAUGUACACGUACUUUCCAUUCUCUGCACGCUUCUGUGAAGAGGUUCGACCGCUGAUUUGGAACGUCUUUCGGGAGAAUCGCUUCUUAAGCUCCAGGAAGCACUUUCCAGAGAAGCUGCAUAACUUUCAUAGCUGCCCACUGACUGUAGCGGUUUACUCGUACGCGGCGUUCAUGCAGCUUCAGUACGGAGCACGUGGUGAGAUCGCUUCGCUUGAUGGAGUAGAUGCAAGGUUGCUUAGGUAUUUGGCGAUGACGCUGAACUUUACGUACGUCCCGAUGGAAGUGCCGAACGGUCUUCGGUUUGGGCUAAUUUACGAAAACGGUACCGCUACAGGGGCUAUGCAGAUGGUAAUAUCCGGCGAGUCAAACUUCACGUUGGGGUUCUUUGGGUACAAUCUGUUGCGGCAUCGAUACAUGUCAUUAAGUCAUAACUAUCAUUACUCCCAACUUGUCAUGGUCGUGUCUCCUGGUGAGGCGUAUGGAUCAUUCGAGAAACUUCUGCUUCCUUUCGGUGGCGCAUUGUGGCUUGUGUUCAUUUUCUGGCUUGCCGGUAGCAUAUUCGUGAUCAGUGUAAUCUACCGAACAAGCUUAACUAUACAGAGGUUUGUGUUCGGUUAUCGUAUCCGAACGCCGACCCUCAAUCUUUUUAACAUUUUGUUUGGAGGAUCCCUCUCCAGAUUACCCGGUCGCAACUUUGCCAGAUUCCUGCUGAUCAUGUGGAUCAUUUACAGCUUGAUCUUUCGCACUGUUUACCAGCAGGCUUUGUUCAACUUUCUCCAUCAGUCCCCAAAUCACUCCUCAGUGUGUACGCUAACGCAGCUCAUAAACGAACACUAUCCAAUUUACCUUAUCCCAAGCGAAGUGUACGUCUUCGAUAAUAUGCCGGAGCUUCAACAGCAGAUUCGUAUUAUCUCUAGUGCAAACAUCCCGCAGUAUGAUAACGCCAUCCGCUGGGGACAGCUGCGUGGUUCCCGAGUGUCCAAUUACGAAAAGGUCCUGUACGACAACUCUAAAUUUACUGACGGACGUUACUUUCGGAUGGUCCGGCAACGGCUGUACAACUAUGCGCUGAGUGUCGCCAUGCGAAUCAACUCUUGCCUGACGAAGCCGUUUGAUGAUACGAUUCUGGAGCUGAACGCCAACGGUCUGGUGCAGGCUUGGGUCAAGAAGUAUAUUGACAGGAAAUAUGCAAGCGUUCCGGAACCGGUGGACGAGCUGCGGAAGUUAAGUGUUGGUCAGCUGACAGGAGCGUUUCAGGUUUGGAUGAUAGGGUUGGGCGUUGGAAUUCUGGUGUUUGCUAUUGAAGUGGUGAAGGGAUUUUUCGAAUGCAAUUGAUUACCGUUGUUCAAUGUGUUGUAACUAUAAUUGUACUCAAUAAAGACACUUCUUGUCAGCAAAAAACUCUACAGCUUUCCGGAGUGCAGGUACCUUCUGCGACGCAAGUUCUAUCA
Molecule: messenger RNA, 2041 nt
Organism: Culex pipiens pallens (northern house mosquito)
Lineage: Eukaryota; Metazoa; Arthropoda; Insecta; Diptera; Culicidae
Exons: 1
Coding region: 75-1925 (616 amino acids)
Source: RefSeq, a predicted model, not a curated record